This is a messenger RNA of Naegleria fowleri, 408 nucleotides long. RefSeq lists its product as uncharacterized. NCBI's taxonomy places the organism in Eukaryota, Heterolobosea, Eutetramitea, Acrasida, Naegleriidae. The record is from RefSeq and is a predicted model, not a curated record. The coding region runs from base 1 to 408 and encodes 135 amino acids. The transcript has a single exon.
AUGGCCUCUCAAAGCAACACGAGUCAAGAAACAAAAGAAAUCUACGACAAAAUUUCCUCCAAAUACGAUCUCGUUCAGUUUCACCCAAGUUACAAGUACAUCAAAGCUCCAACGUUUUUGAAGCUUUUUGAAAAUUCCUUACAACGACUCUCCAGUACUUCGACCUUUCCCAAGAUCAAGUUACUGAAUCUUGCAUGUGGAUCGGGAAAAGAUACAUUUUCAUUAUGGAAUCGAUUUCAAUCACGACUCGAAAUGAUUCUUGCUGUGGACAUUUCACCUGAAAUGAUCAAUAUUGCAAAUCAAAGCAAACAACAACGAAUGCUAAAGGAAAAUAUCUCUCAAUUACCCAUUCAUUUCAUUGUGGGAGAUGUUUUGGAAUUGGAUAAGAAUGAACAGAUAUCUCAAUAG